AUGUCGCGACGGCCGUCUUCCGACAGGGCGGCACAGAAUGCACAAACCUUGAAGGCCCUGGUAAAACUUGAAGGGAAUAAGGUGUGUGCCGAUUGCAAGAGAAACAAACACCCACGAUGGGCGAGUUGGAAUCUGGGCGUUUUCAUCUGCAUCCGAUGCUCAGGCAUCCACCGAGGGAUGGGCACCCAUAUCAGCCGCGUCAAGUCCGUCGACCUCGAUGCCUGGACAGAUGAACAACUGCAGAGUAUACUAAAAUGGGGCAAUUCACGGGCGAACAAGUACUGGGAAGCAAAGCUGGCGCCUGGCCAUGUGCCAUCUGAAGCAAAGAUCGAGAACUUUAUACGCACAAAAUACGAGUCCAAGAGAUGGGUGAUGGAUGGUCCUAUGCCAGAUCCGUCUUCUUUGGAUGCAAACGGUGACGAUGAUACACCCCUAAACAUUGUCCAGGAGAAGGCCAAGCUCGAGAGAUCAGCUUCACAGCGACAAGCAUCGACCCAGCCGCCACCACAGCCUCGUCCGGCGGCAAAUGUGAACCUCUUUGACGAUUUCGCCCCUCCUCCGCCAGUGAGACCAAAUACUGCAGACAUCCCCACCAAGAGGCCGACUCAAACUGGGCCGCCAGCACCGGCCCCCAGGGCAGCGCCGAAACCGCAGGAUUCACUUCUUGGACUGGACUUCUUCGGGAACACACCAUCAGCUGGUAUCGGCCGCCCUUCGAGUGCGGCGUCUAACCCCACCCAGUCCACAAAUACCAGAGGUGACUUGAAGAGCUCGAUCCUGUCGUUAUAUGCAAGCGCACCCAAACCUCAACCUCAGCAUAACCGUGAACCAUCAUUUGGUGGAAUGACAGCGUCUUCAGCCACGAAACAAGAUGCCUUUGGAGGAUUGGCUGAUGCCUUUGGCGGGAUCAGCUUUACCGACAGUAACACAACGAAGCCGACAUCUCCAACGCAAUCAGCAUCCGCAUUUUCGGCUUUUGGCAGCAUGAUCAGUCCAGUUCCUGCGAAGGCGACUCCUUCGGCACCACAAAUCACUUCUCCACCACCUUUGAGCGGUGGGGGCUUCUUCGACAGCGUACCGUCAAAGCCUUCCGCUCCCAGACCGACUGUCACUUCGGCUUCAGCUUCCAACGGACUGGAUUUUUCCUUCACGCAGAAGGUCACGUCUCCUCAGCCAGCACCGGUGCAAGCGGCACCUCCGAGGCCGACUGCCACGUCGGUCCCGGUCGACUUGUUUGCAGCCGAGGAGUUUGGUGGGUUUGCCAGUUCCAUUCCUGCUUCGCCGCCAAAGCCAGCACCGCCUAAGAUUACUUCCCCUGCUGGCGCGUCUGUAGCCCUGAAUUCUCCCUUCAAUUUGUCUUCACAGCCAACACCCGCACCCGUACCCGCACCCAGACCAGCGGAGCAACCCUUCAAAACUCCAGCGAUACCUCAGAGCAGUGCAGCCAUGUUUGAUCCGUGGGGUUCGGGCAACGACAGCAGCCCUUGGGGAGCACCGGAACCAGCACCUGCAAAGCCAAGUGCACCCAAGGUUGAACUCGGGAGACCUCCGGCACAUAUCACACCUAAUGACAUCUCUGGAGGAUGGGCUGAACCCAUAUCAACCGCAGGGAGCAAGCCUGUUCAACAGCCAACAGUGACCGCAGAUGAGGACUUCGGAGGAUGGACCUCGGCGCCGACACCAGUGGCAGCACCCCCCAAAGGGACUAGUAGUGGCUUUGGAGGUGCGGCCGAUCCAUUUGACAAUCCGUGGGGUUAA
Messenger RNA from Capronia epimyces CBS 606.96, 1758 nucleotides. RefSeq lists its product as uncharacterized. The transcript has a single exon. Gene Ontology annotation, molecular function: GTPase activator activity; metal ion binding. Gene Ontology annotation, biological process: endoplasmic reticulum to Golgi vesicle-mediated transport; endocytosis; intra-Golgi vesicle-mediated transport. Bases 1 to 1758 code for a protein of 585 amino acids. NCBI's taxonomy places the organism in Eukaryota, Fungi, Ascomycota, Eurotiomycetes, Chaetothyriales, Herpotrichiellaceae. The record is from RefSeq and is a predicted model, not a curated record. Gene Ontology annotation, cellular component: Golgi apparatus.